AUGAGGUUCAACGAGUUAAAAUGUAAAGUGUUAACUGUGUCGCGAAAGAAACAACCUGUGGACUUCACAUACCGACUGGGCUCAACCACUCUUACUCAUGUUGGAAAAGAGAAAGAUCUUGGGGUUACAAUGACUGGAAAGCUUUCAUGGGAUUCUCAUAUCCAUGAGAUCACAGCUAAAGCCAACAAGCUGCUCGGUCUAUUGAAGAGAACAUGCCCUUUCCUGACUGACGUCAGCGUCCGACGUACUUUGUACCUUUCGUUGGUAAAAUCCAAUCUCUGUUAUGCCUGUGAAGUCUGGUCCCCAUAUAUCUGCUCACAGAAGACAAAGAUAGAGCGUGUGCAGAGACGAGCCACUAGAUGGAUAUUGAAAGCUAGAAAGGGUGAUUCCAGCUACAAUGAGCGUCUCGUUGAUCUGAACUUACUACCUUUGUGUUAUGAUAGAGAGAUAAAAGAUCUAAUGUUCUUCUACAAGACUCUUUAUGGUAUUUCCGAUCUCAAUGUUCAUGACUAUGUCUCGUUUGUAACCCAUAACCACUCCCGUCUAUGUCGUAAUCCCAACAUGUUGCUCAAGACUCCAUUGUGUAAAACCACAACAUAUCAGAACUCAUAUUUCAACCGGAUCGUGAAAUUAUGGAACAGUGUUUGUAAAGUAGCUCCACCAAAUACAUUUUCUAGUGUCAAAACAUUUAAAUACUACCUCUUUAAUUAUUAUUCUAUGUUAGUAUCGACCGUAUUCGAUGUAAACUUGUUAUGUACUUGGUCUAUGUCACGUGACUGUUCCUGUCAUAGGAGUUAAUUGCCUUGUUGUAUAAACUUGUUAUUAGUAUUUACAUAGUAAACUAUAUUUACAUGUAUUCUGUUGGAAAGGUGCCUUGCAUGGAUAGCGCAAAUUAUUUACGUUCCGUUCGCACCUCUUCCAUUUGGGUAAUAUUCGUUCUUCGCAUGCAUAGUAUUAGUACGUCUUUUGUAAAUAAUUAUUAUAUUUACCCAAUAAAGUAUUUAAACAAAUAACUACCUGGAAAUGUUAGCCAUCUUUCUUGGGCUACAGACAUUUGCAAAAAAUCUGAAUAACACACACAUAAGAAUAAUGUGUGAUAAUACCACUGCGGUUAAUGUUAUAAAUCACAUGGGUACAAGUCACUCUGACAUUGCAAUAAUAUGGCAAAGCAAAUUUGGGAGUGGUGUAUUGAUAAAAAACAUAUGGCUCACCGUAGUCCACAUCCCGGGAAAACAAAAUUUGGUUACGGAUUAUGAAUCAAGGAGACAUCAAAGGGAAUCUGAAUAAGGCAUUGCUUUCAGAUACCUUGGUUAAGCUUAACUUUAGCCCAGAGAUCGACUUAUUUGCAACUCGGGUAAACAAGCAAUUCCCAAAAUAUGUUGCAUACCGACCAGACCCAAAUGCUUGUGCAAUAGUUGCAUUCACCUUAUCAUGGGCGAACUUAAAAUUUUACGCCUUCCCACCAUUUAGUGUCCUUGGAGCUAUGCUGGCAAAGAUCCAAAAAGAGGGAG
This is a messenger RNA of Paramuricea clavata, 1511 nucleotides long. NCBI's taxonomy places the organism in Eukaryota, Metazoa, Cnidaria, Anthozoa, Malacalcyonacea, Plexauridae. The record is from the annotation of a GenBank genome assembly.